CAAGUAAACAGCUGACGUAUGAGUGUGAAAAAAAAAGAACGAGAAAAACAAAUAGGCACUGCGAUAAAUACGUGUAAUUUUUGUAAAGAGCGUGAACAAAUUAUAUUGUAGUGCCAUCAGCGAGAUAUGGAAACGCCAACCGCCGAUGAUUUGCUACAGUUUCGCGACUAUAGCGCAACUAAUAGCGGCACACCAGCACAAAUCAAUGUUAACUCGCCAACGCAUGCGACUGGCGGCGGCGGCAGCGGCGGCGGCAGCGGCGGCGGCGGCGGCGGCAACUUUAACGCACAGCGUCAACGUGGUGAUCCGCUCUCCGAUCUUAUCUACGAUAUGAGCAACUCGGCCCAAACAAUGGUCGGCGGUGGCGCUGGUCCAGCCGGAGCAUCGGGCGCCUCAGCGGAUGGAGCCGCAGGCGGUGCACGUCUCUCGUUUCUGACCAUGGAGUACUAUCAGCAGUUCUUCAACGUGGACACGUAUAUGGUGCUCGAGCGCAUUGUGAACUCAAUGGUACCGAAACGGGCCGCUGCCAACUAUUUGCGCAUGAACAUCGGCGAGAAUCCGGAUCUGUAUGGUCCAUUUUGGAUAACCAUAACGCUGAUCUUCUCGAUAGCGAUUAGCGGCAAUAUUGCCAGCUAUUUGCAGCAGGCGAACGAUAGCUACCAUUGGCACUACAAUUUCCACCUGGUCUCGUAUGCGGCCACCUGCAUCUUUCUGUAUGCCAACAUAUUGCCGGCCGUGCUCUGGGCGUUGUUCAAGUAUAGCCUCAAGCCUGUGGAUGAAGCGGAUGCCGUCGAAACGGACAGCCAGGCCAGCUAUACGCCCAGCCUGUUGUCGCUCAUGUGCAUCUAUGGUUAUAGCCUGGCCAUUUAUAUACCCGUCUCCGUACUCUGGGUGAUCAAUAUUUCAUUGCUACAGUGGCUGCUCGUUAUAACGGCCGCUCUGCUUUCCGGCACGGUGCUAAUCGCGGUGCUGACGCCCGCGCUGCGCAAUUCGAAGUUUUCGCUAUUCCUCAUCAUUGGCAUACUUGGCGCCCAUAUUAUACUGGCCGCCGGUUUUCUGCUCUACUUCUUUCACAGUCCACCGGAAGCGGCGUUGGCCGCAAAGCCAACGCCCGCACCGCUGCUGAAGGCCGCCUUACCCAAAUUAUCCACACAAGCGGUGGCCGGCGAUCUGCCGCCGGGCAAUAUCACCGGAUAGAGAUCAUUCCAAGCUAAGCAAAUUUCGAUAUUUCUGUUGUACAUUUAGUUCCAAAUAAUUAUUCUUAUUUUAUUUUCCCUCUUUAAACAACAAUUUUGUUGGUCGCUUAACCAGAUGUCAACUGCUGCCGGCUGUUAAUUCAAAUAAAUUCUUAAGAGCUAAGUCUAGAAAUGGGUUCGCCUUUUUCUGGCUCUCCGAAGACUCGGACAAAGGCGUGCCAAAUA
Molecule: messenger RNA, 1421 nt
Organism: Drosophila montana
Lineage: Eukaryota; Metazoa; Arthropoda; Insecta; Diptera; Drosophilidae
Product: protein YIPF1
Exons: 4
Coding region: 127-1197 (356 amino acids)
Biological process (GO): vesicle-mediated transport
Cellular component (GO): Golgi apparatus; membrane
Molecular function (GO): small GTPase binding
Source: RefSeq, a predicted model, not a curated record